This is a messenger RNA of Neltuma alba, 1773 nucleotides long. RefSeq lists its product as uncharacterized. The coding region runs from base 208 to 1383 and encodes 391 amino acids. The record is from RefSeq and is a predicted model, not a curated record. NCBI's taxonomy places the organism in Eukaryota, Viridiplantae, Streptophyta, Magnoliopsida, Fabales, Fabaceae. The transcript is spliced from 6 exons.
UUCCUCUCCCAAAUCCAAUCCUCCCAGCACACAGAGCUUGCUCCCCAGCUUCAAUGGCUGUCAAUGAUUUUUCCUUCCUCACUUGACCCUGAAAUACCCUCUGCUGCACCCGGUGAUUCUGUAUCUGAAUUUUCACUGUAAAUACAAUUUAUAAUUUAAUCUCGCUUUUGACUAUCACUGAUCCUGCUGUUCUCGUGAAUUUCAAUAAUGUCUAACUCGGGAGGCUCCGCCUUGGCGCGAACUCGAGGUGUGGACCGCUUCUACAACCCUCCGGCUGUUCGGAGAAAUCAGCAGCGGGCGCAGCAACUGCAAAGACCAUUGAAGUCCGAUUCCCGUGUCGGCUCACUCGAUAGGGAGACGCCUACCAACUCUGAUGAGUCGACAUUGUCGAGACCCAACUCCGUUGGCUCGUCUUCGCCGCCCGAAACUGUUAAUUUGACUAACUUGGAUCGUUUUAUGUCAUCAGUCACUCCCUUCGUUCAAGCUCAAAUCUUAUAUGAGCCCAAACUAAAAGGAUGUAGGACGCCAGAAGUUGAUGGUAAUUCUUACUUUUGCCUCGGGGAUCUCUGGGAAUCUUUUAGGGAAUGGAGCGCUUAUGGAGUAGAAGUGCCGUUGUUAAUAAAUGGGAAUGAAUCUGUCAAGCAGUAUUAUGUUCCAUACUUGUCAGGCAUUCAAUUAUAUGUUGAUCCACAUGUUCUCAGGAAGCCUCACGAGGGUGGUGUUGAUGGAGCUUCAAAUCAGUCUAACCUGAUGAAUGUUGAUGGAUCUUCAAAUCACUCUAACCUGAUGAAUGUUAAUUCUGAGCGAUUUGGUAGAAUAACUGUAAGAGAUAAACCUCUGGUGGCUUCUUCUAGUGAUGAAACUGAGGCCCGCAACUCACCUGGGCUGCUUGUAUUUGAAUUUUUUGACUGGGAGCAACCACACUUUCGCCCGCCUAUCUAUGACAAGGUUGGUAGUCUUGCCUCUAAAUUUCCAGAUCUAAAGAAAUACAGGAGUUGUGACCUACUGCCUUCUAGUUGGUUUUCUGUGGCUUGGUAUCCAAUCUAUAGAAUACCAGUUGGUUCGAGUCUAAAAAGUCUGGAUGCGUCUUUCCUGACCUUCCAUACCUUAUCAACUCACUCUAGGAGCAAAAGUGAGCCGCAGUUUCGUGUUUCUCACGGGGAGAAGAAGGUUCAUGGCGUUGGCGCAUCUUUAAAGAUUUCUCUUCCUUCAUUUGCCCUUGCCUCUUAUAAACUGAGAGGUUCAAUUUUGUCUCCAAAUGAAGACUCUGAAUGGCAGCAGGCUAACUCUCUGGUGCAGGCUGCUGAUAACUGGCUUCAGAGUUUGAAGGCUAAACAUCCUGAUUAUCAGUUCUUUGUUAAUCACAGCUCUCGAUGGAGAUGAUCCGGACAAGAGUCUAAAAUUUUCCCGUCAGAAUGAGAAGUGUUGAUAGUCUGCCUUGCUCAAUAUCAUCUUUACUAACCACCUUGAUUCAGCCUCACCUCAUAAUAAUUAUAUCAGGUUUCGUCAUAGAAGUUGCCGUAUACCGUACAGGACUGAAGAUGGCAGUUGCUGAUUCGACCAUUCUAUAUUGAUGUGUAUAAAAAGUUCUUGGAAGGCUCGUAGGCAUUUGGAAUUUGUAUGCUUUUUGAGCAAAGCAUGAUAUAACUGCCAUAGGUACAUUCAAAUUAUACGCCCCGCUUUUUAUAUUGUUUGGGGCCGCUCAAACUUCUAUAGUCCGGGUGUAAGGAUAAAUCAUCGUAUCUUUUCAAUUUGGGUAGUUUUUUUUUUUUU